CAGCACUCGGGUGAUUGAAGGGUGAAAUUACAGGAAAUUGCUUAUGAUUCUCGGAUUAACUGCAUACCGGAAGGCAAUACAAGGUUGAGGCGGGGAACUCAGCAGCAGCAGCAGCAGAAACAACCACCACUACCACCACCACUACCACCACUACUACCACUACUAUUACUUCCUUCCACCACCACCACCACCACCACUAAUCUACAAUGACUGACACGCUAGUGGUUAAUCGCAAAGUGGAACAGAAACAGGAACAAACAGUGAAGAGGACAGAAGUCACAGCACAGAGAAUCUUAGACAAGGAGCGGAUAGCAAAGAACAAGUCUAAUGUGGGCCAGCCGGAGGUGACCACCACCACCACCACCUACAGUGUGGACUACGGCCCCCACACCACCAACGGGCUCCCACACCCCCACGGCUCCCCUGACAACACCUCCUCACGCCAGUCCCUCUCCUCGGCGGAGAGCACCCAGCUGGUCUCUCGCAAGCAGACCCAACACACCACUCAACAGAUCACCACCACCACCAAAGUCAUUCGUGAGGUGCACCACAUAGGGCCUGACGGGGAGGUGCUCGACUCCCAGCAGUUGGGCGAGUACCCGUAUGCACAAGCCCCCGUCCCGUCCGGCUAUGCCAUGGAUUCCUACAGGCCUCACUCCCCCUCUAGUGAAGCUGGAUCCCGGAGUCGCUACGAAGGCUACCCCCCCACCUCCACUGCAGGGUAUGACUAUGACCCCUACUCCCGGGGGCCGCGGGGGGACUACCCCUACGACCAAGUGGGUUACCCGCCCCCCCAGACCCAGGCGAGCUACAGUGGGCACUUUCGAGGCGAUGGAGCAGGUAACUACGUGGAUCCUGGCUACUUACAGCGACCCCCCACCCCACCUUCGCCUAGUGAACGCUCCGAGUCCCCCCCUCCACACCGCACCAUGCACAGAGUUGGCGGGUAUCCCCAGAGUGGCUAUGCCGAGUUAGAUGCCUCACUGCUGCCCCCCAAUGGUGACGACCCCUACCGCAACACACCCUCCCCCGGCAUGCAGGCGCUGCCCCAGGACCGUUACGACGGCGGCCUGGAUGGGGAGGCGGGGGGUCAGUACCCAGAGGACCCCCGCUAUCCAGUCCCCGACGGUGGCCUGGUGUACCCCCCUGAUGGUGGGGUGUACGGCCGGCUGCUGGGCGCCCCCCAGUCCCCUUACUCAGUCAACGGUGGGGUGAGGGCUAGCACUGAACCACUGCUGCCCUCAGACAUGUAUGAGGAGGACCAGGCACCACCUCCACACCCCCAGCACCCCCCUGCACCCCCACCACAUCUCUCCCCUCCCACACCCUCCCUCCCGCCAGUACAAAACCAUGACAACUACGCCCACCCCAGUCGCCUGCGUCCACCCUCCGCUGACAGCACUGCACCCAGAGUGCGAUGGCGGGACCCAGACCUGCACGAGGUGAUCGACUUCCUGAGCAACCCCAACAAUGUGGUGAAGGCCAACGCGGCAGCCUACCUCCAGCACCUCUGCUACAUGGACGACCCCACCAAGCAAAAGACUCGCAUCUUGGGCGGCAUCCCUCCCCUCGUGGCGCUGCUUACCCACGACCUCCCUGAGCUUCACCGCAAUGCCUGUGGCGCUCUUAGAAACUUGUCAUAUGGGCGGCAGAACGACGAGAACAAGAGAGCAAUCAAGGAUGCGCAGGGCAUCCCGGCGCUGGUGAGGCUGCUGCGCAAGACUCCUGACAACGAGAUCAAGGAGCUGGUCACCGGCAUCCUGUGGAACCUUUCUUCAUGUGAGCAGGACCUGAAGCACAGCAUUUUGGACGAUGCGCUGACGGUGAUAGUGAGCCACGUCAUCAUUCCGUGCUCAGGCUGGGAUGGUGGUGAGGUAGAGCGCGACCCUAAUGUGGAUGUAUGGUGGUCAACCGUCUUCAAGAAUGCUUCAGGUGUCCUCAGGAAUAUCAGCUCGGCAGGGGAGUACGCUCGGACCAAACUGCGGCAAUGUCAUGGCCUGGUUGACUCUCUACUGACGGUGAUCAAGAGUGCCAUCCAGGGAUCCUCACAUGACAACAAGAGUGUCGAGAACUGUGUCUGCAUCCUGCGCAACCUCUCCUACCGCUGCCAAGAGGUGGAGGACCCCAACUACGACAAGAACCAGCCCCCCACCCAGUCAAGAGCCACCGCCACAGCUAAGGACGGUGAAGGAGAGCUGACUGACACUUGUGGUAGGUCUUCGGAGCCCAAGGACAACCUGUGUGACAACUUGGGGUGCUUCGGGGGGAGCCGGAAGAAGAAGGAGGCGAUGGGUGGUGCGGUGAAGGAGAGCAGCGGUGGCACGCGGUCAACGGGGCCACGCACCGAACCACUGCGGGGGAUGGAGCUCCUGUGGCAGCCCGAGAUUGUGGUGGGCCCCUACCUGGCGUUACUCUCAGACUGCAGUAACCCGGAGACCCUGGAGGCGGCAGCGGGCGCCCUGCAGAACCUGGCGGCAUGCUACUGGCAGCCCAGCAUAGAUGUGCGCGCUGCUGUCAGGAAGGAGAAGGGCCUGCCCAUCCUGGUGGAGCUGCUGAGGAUGGAGGUGGACCGUGUGGUGUGUGCAGUGGCCACAGCUCUCCGCAACCUGGCCAUCGACCAGCGCAACAAAGAGCUUAUUGGUAAAUAUGCCAUGAGAGACUUGGUCCAGAAGCUUCCCUCGGGCAACACGCACGACAGUGGCACGAGUGAUGAGACCAUCGCCGCUGUGCUGGCCACACUCAACGAGGUGAUCAAGAAGAGCGCUGAAUUCUCCCGCUCGCUGCUGGAUGUGGGCGGCGUGGAGCGGCUGGUGAACAUGACACGCCACCGCGGCCGCUACUCCGUCAGGGUGGUCAAGUUCGCCUCACAGGUGCUGUUCUCGAUGUGGGGUCACCAGGAGCUGAGGGAGGUGUACAAGAAGGCUGGCUGGAAGGAGCAAGACUUUGUGAGCAAGAGUGUGGCUGCACGCAAUGCUGCAUCUGGUGGUGCCAACUCCCCCACUGCCAACAACACUCUCAACCGCCCCAUGGCCUCACAGGGUGGCACGCGAUACGAGGACCGCACCAUCCAGAGGGGGCAAGGCAAGACUCACCAGAUGUACAGCCAGGGUCAGCAGGUGCCCAUGGCGGACAUGGGGUAUGGCAGUGGGGGCGGGAUUGGGGCACCAGCGGGAGGGGUAAGACUUUACCCAUCUGUCCAGGGCAAAGCUGGAGAACCCGUGUACGCCAAGGUGAACCGUGACAAGAAGCGCAACCGUCAGUACGAGGGUGUGGGGCCCCAGUACGGCACCCUGGGGGGCGGGGCGGAGGACUGGAGUGGCCCCAUGUAUGGUGGAUCCCCUGCAGCCUCCCCCAGCUUCUCCCAUGGGGCUCCUAACAACAACAACAACAAUAACAACAACAACAACAACCACAGCAAUAACAACGGGGUGCUGAUGGACAAGGGCGACGCCCAGGCCGGGGACUCAUGGGUGUGAGGAGGCACCGGCCAUGCUGGUGCAACGCCCCACCCUGCCGUCACCCCCACACCCCCUCACCCACAUGGCGGCCCCAGGCAGAGCCCCCAGACCCUUGCAGUGCAGCAGGUGUUGUGGUCUGUGGUGUGACAAGAAAAGAGUUUGCCAAAAAUGUCUGGCCUUCCUGAUGAGAAUGAAAGGUGAAAGGUGUUGGUGCUGUAAGCACUGGGCCAAAGGAAAUCGUAUUCACCCUACUGAGGAAGCAAGAGAGAGAGAGAUAGGAAGGAGGAUGGAGGAGAAAAGUCAGCCAUGUCUGAUUGGACUGAUUAUUAUUGUCUCUCUACUUGGCCCAUGCAAGGUGUGAAGGGUAAGAGUACAUAAUAAUAAUAAAAAUAAUAAUAAUAUUAAUAAUAAUAAUGAUAAUAAUUAUAUUGAUUCCUCUUUUUAUAGUGUUACACAAGUGGGCUUCUCCUCAGUCUAACUAACUGCUGAUGUUUUUUGUCUGUUAUCAUUGAUGUUAUCACUGAUUGUGCAUGUUAUGUGACAACACUAGUUAGCGACCAAACUCGUUCUGUUAUAAAACUUCUCACAUAAUAUAUAGUAACACUCCUGGGAGAUGGCAAAGCUCAAAAUGAUAAGCAUCUCUUAUUAUAUGAUAUAUUUUAUAAAAGCACACAUUAUUGGUGCCAAGAAAACUUUAAUACUUUGAUACCUUGUAAAGACAUUAUCUGUCAAUCAUUACUCAUAGUGUUUAUAUACGUACGUAUGCCGGGCGGCGAGGGCAGCGCUGUGGCCAGACGGAGGCGGCGCCGGCCCUCCUAGGACAGUUAACUUUUCUACUGUUUCUUACUGACAAUCCAAAGUGCAUGACACUGUGAGGCCCAGAGCUGCUGCACCGCCGGACAGUGGGCAGUGAUGGCAAGCUGGACAGUGACCAAGAACAGUGGUUGAGGCGAUGGUGACAGUAUUCUGCAAAAAACUACAAAAAGCAAAAAAAAUAAAUAAAUAACAAAAAAUGUAUAAUAUAAAAAACUGACCCCGAGCUGGUAUUGCAACUGUGAGCACAAACGUGUAGCCGAGUGUGACAGUGCCGGCGAGGGAGUGACAGUGCCGAGGGUGAGGCAGCAAAGGUGCUGGGACAUGCCUGCGCCGGUUCACCGCUGAUACUGAGGAAUCAAUAGGUUGUUUUGUCAAGCGCCAGAGGUCAAACCAUUUGCCGUUUCACCAGACCUCCCACGUGCCGGAAUGCAUUAUCAGUACAUCUCUACCUCCCUGUUGUCUCUUCCAGCCCCCAACCCCCCCCUCCCCACUCUUCUCCCUCAUAGCAACAUCAACAACAACAACCAACAGCAACAAGAAUAUUGCAGCUAAGAUACCUAGUUCCUUUUUUUAAACUUUUCGAGAAGGAAAGUUACAUAUUUGCUUUGUAUGAUACACACUCAAAUAGGUUUUAUAUAAUUCCAGACGUUUUAUAAAAGUGCACGGCGGGGUAUCAAAUUUUUGAGUAGCUGGUGUGGUGUCAUGUGCUUGUGUCCCAUAACUUAUAAGAUGGAUGGUCAAAAAAUGCAGAGAGCUGUUUUUAUAGACAAUAUACUUAACCUUGUCUCAAUUGUGAUCAAUUAUGAACAUUUUACUCAAGUAAUUCACUUAAUUCAUGUCUCAAAACUGCUUUAAGUGGUCUGCCUUUUAAAUCCUAUGUUAUUUUUUGUAAAGAGAAUUAUUUUUUAGCCUUUUAUCAGACUUGCAUGUGCAAUAUCGCAUAUUUUUCCAGCGUCGGUUAUUUGGUAGGUCAAGUGACAGUGUGUGACCCCGGAAAUUAUUGUUGUCCCUUGCUAGGCACCGGCCGCCCACCCACCCGGCUGCCCUCCCCCCCAGCUGGUCUCUGCCUCCCAGCCAGCAGCCACCAAGCCACACCACCAAGUUACUAAUAGACUGCCUCUCACACUGCAUGGGUGGACUCCUUAAAUUUUGCCCUUUUGGAACUGUAUAAACCUAAAUUUUUUUGGAUAUCUCAACUGGUGGCUGAAGUUUCCCAAACUUUGUGGUGGCGUGGCGGCGGCACUGGGCAGCGGCACGCGGAGGCUGGCCUGCAGCGGGAUGAGAGCUUCAGGGUGACUCACAUUCCAAGUUUAGCGUAGGUGAUGCACACACAGGGUAGCUGCCUCACUCAGCCUCACCUCAAGGUUAUAUUAAAGAAUGUUACAGGUGGCUGGCAGGAGGAUGUGUUGUAUUACAAGGGGAAGCGCUCCCAGGGCGCUCCUUCCAACUCUAGGCAGCUAUUGAGGUUUCCUGUGAGCCCUGAAUGAUCUGUGACCCUUGAUGGGGCAAUGAGUGUGGCCACUGUAGGGAUCCCUUACGUCAGGCGGGAUAAAAAAGAGGUCCAAAUUCCUAGGCCGUCCCCAUUCCAAGGUGAGUUGGUCACAAGAAAUCCCCAAGUUUUUGCUUCCCAUUCCUGCAAGAAUAAUUGGACUGAACAUCACAUAAUUCCAAAGUGGGCAAGUGUAAGUGUUGUGGAUCAGUCUGGUUCCUGAUUGGGUCUCGGUUCCGUCACACAAGUGCUGGAGUCCUCACUACCAUUGGUCCACCACCUCCUCAGGGUUGACGGGUGACACCCUCUCUCCCUCUCUCCAUCCCACCUUCCCUCCCUUUCUCCCACAUGUGGCAGAUGCCUCUCCAAGGGGAAGUAAACAUGAGGAGCUUUAGGAAAUUAUUACAUGGCAGCCCUGACACAAGUACCACGACAUGCCGUGAACUGCGACUCAGCGUGAGACUUACUCCCGCCCCCUGGGAGAAAGGUCCACUGUCAAGGUCAGGUCACAGCCUUGCAGAGAAAUUCUCCAUUGGUCCCCAGGGAACCAGAGAAGCAAGGCCCAGCAUGGAUCAGACGUGUCACUCUCCAGGCCGAGUCAGUGGUGCGUUGUGGGUGUGUGCGUCCGUUAGUGCGUUAGAGUAGUUCUGGCCGGCCGCCGGGGCACCAGCUGCCCGACCAUCUCUAGGACCUUUUCAAUGUCUCGCUAAAGAAAAUAUGCUUCUUUUAUUUAAUUUUGCAUUCUUCCUCCUUUUCUAAGCGCGUAACGUUUUAUGCAUUUGUUCUCUGAUGUGUUACAUUCUUGGCAGUGUCUUGUUUUCAUUUUGUAUUUUUCUAAACAUAUAUUAUUUUUCCAAUAUAAAGAUAUGAUUAUCUUGGUGAGUUUGUUCGUUUAGCGGAGGCGGUGUUUGUCUCUGGGAAGAGUUGAGUUCGCUGGUUUGAGAGCAGCUCCCGCGGCGGGCGAGUCCCCACCACAGCCGCACCGCACCGCCCGCCACUCUUACUUCUUUAUUAUAUGCCUUAUUUUAUUUUCACAUGAUUGAAUAUUCGGUAACAAAGAAUUUUAGUAAAUGAUAAUGUAUUGGGUAUUUAUACAAUAAACUGAUAAAGUUG
Molecule: messenger RNA, 6876 nt
Organism: Portunus trituberculatus (swimming crab)
Lineage: Eukaryota; Metazoa; Arthropoda; Malacostraca; Decapoda; Portunidae
Gene: p120ctn
Product: armadillo repeat protein deleted in velo-cardio-facial syndrome-like
Biological process (GO): cell-cell junction assembly; cell-cell adhesion
Cellular component (GO): cytoplasm; adherens junction; plasma membrane
Molecular function (GO): cadherin binding
Source: RefSeq, a predicted model, not a curated record